Molecule: messenger RNA, 989 nt
Organism: Rhagoletis pomonella (apple maggot)
Lineage: Eukaryota; Metazoa; Arthropoda; Insecta; Diptera; Tephritidae
Product: nucleolar complex protein 3 homolog
Exons: 2
Biological process (GO): DNA replication initiation
Cellular component (GO): nucleolus
Molecular function (GO): chromatin binding
Source: RefSeq, a predicted model, not a curated record
AGGUGGCAGCACUGUAUGCGGCUUUGCUCUCGCGCACGUGUGUUUUGUUUUCAAUUCAGAAAAUCUUACAAAUAAAAUGGGCACGAAAAAAGUUAAAAUUAGUGCCGUGAAACGCAACGCGCAUCUCAAGUCGAAGAAGACUCCACUCCCCAAGCAACAACAACAUAAGAUAGCCCAGCAGAAAGCUGCAAAGGAUAGAAAGCAGAAUAUUUUCCGUCAAAAAGCGAAAAAACGUGAACAUUUGCCUAAAAAGCAGAAGCAAAAAAAUGAUUAUUAUAAUGACCCACUUGGCAAUGAUGAUGAUGACGAAUUGGAUGCUUCCGAAGUGGUGGAGAACAUUGCUGAUAUGCUCGACGGCGAUGAUUUGGAAUACUUGCACGAAAAAGGUUUGAAUAAGCAACGCAAACGCAAGAAUGCUGAUGUUGAAGAGGAGAAGCAAUCUGUUGGUUUAGAAAAAGCCUAUACCAGCAAUGCAGUCGAGGAAAAUGACCAGAAAAAAGUUAAAAUCAAUCUGUUGCCAAUCAAAAGCCGUGAUGGUCAUAUUAUCACACGAAGUGCGGAAGUGGAUUACAUACCCAAACCAAAAGUAAAGCGGAGCGAAGAAGCCGAGCCAGAGGAAGUGGAUGGAGAUGAAAACAUUGAAUACGAAGACAGCGAUGAUGACGUGGUCAAUGAGAUUUGUGAAGGUAGCGCUUUACCAGAACUCAAGAAAAAACUAAUUUCCACAACGGAUUUGCUCAUUGCUCGACAACAAGAAAUAGAGCGUCAGAAAUAUCGUAUUGGCAUCAUUUGUUCAGGCCUUUUAGAAAAACCUGAGGAUAAAAUGCGAAACUUCAACGCCUUAUUCGAGUUGAUGGAGGAGACGAAUGCGGCAGACGCUCCAAAUCUUUUAACAGUACGCAGAUUGGCGAUCGUGUCAACAACUGAGAUUUUUAAGGAUAUUUUACCAGAAUAUCGCGUUGGUCAGGUUGACACGAAGAUGCAAACAU